AUGAACAUUAUCUCUUUUCGUAAGAUAAAUCUUGUCCAAGCCUACAAGGGCUUAACAACGCCACGUAUAUGGUCACAACAAAAAUUAUAUAUAAAAAACGCGUCAUUACAUUUACCAAUUUUAAGUCGCUCAGCUUCCAGCAAGACUUCCAAAAAAAAUUCAUUGGUCCAAAAGCACAGAACCAUUGAAACAUUUCUCGCCAGAGAGGACCAGAACACGGACACAACAGUAUACCAAGGAACGUUAUACGAAUACGAGACGAUUAAAUGCCUUCAAGAAGUAUUUGGCAUUGAGACACGUCGUUGCGGGGGAUCUAAUGAUCGUGGCGUUGACUUUCGCGGUCGAUGGACUCUUCCCGAUAAAACCAUUUUCUUAAUUGGACAAUGUAAAAAAUUUCAGGUUAAAUCUUCGCCUAGACAUGUUCGUGAACUAGAGGGGUCGUUAAGUCACGAGUCGCCUCAAACGUUGGGAAUUAUCUCAUCUGGUGGCGGGUUUACGUCUAAAGCUAAAUUACAGUUCACCGCAUCACCGUGGCCGUUAAUAUUGAUGAUGGUAGGUGAAGAAGGAGAAUCGUGUGAUAUGUUUUUGAUGAAUCAUGCGGCUGAAAAUCUUAUGGAUGGGUUUAAAGUGACAAUGCAUUAUGAAGCCUAUCCUAAAAUUGAAGGUGUAAUGGUUAAUCGCGCGCUUUUAAUAUAUAAAGGCAAACCUUUCGAACCAAAAAAGUCCACGCUAAAGAAAAUGCCGGCAAAAGCAAAAAAAGUUCAGUUAGGAAAGCCCUUCUUGAACGCCAGAAAGAAGGCAGCAGCAGAAGCUUCUAAAACAACUAAUACAAAACCAAAAAAAGCGCAUUUUGCAUUAGCUGGCAAGAAAGAUGAUAAAGCAAUAAAUAAAGUUAUAAGUAAAAAAAAGGUCGAAGAGUUAGAGGAGAAAGAAUCUAAUGACUCUGAUAACUCGGAAAAUGCUGAAACAGACUCGAUAAAAGAUAAUGGUGACGAAGAGGAUGGAAUUUCUUUGGAUAAUUUGUCUGAAGAGGAAUUAUAUGAGGAUGUAGUUCCUCAACAACGUGUAACUAUCAAUAACAAGGCAGUAUUAAUGCGACUGUCCAAUGAAUUAAAACUCGAUUUGCCUUGGAUCGAAACCCAAGUUAUAACUUCGACGGAACCGGUUAUUAUAAAAGAUGUAAAUAAUGAUAUAGAACGAGAACUUGCAUUUUAUAAACAAGCUCUCGAUUCUGCCACAGAAGGGCGCACUCGAAUACUUGAAAAUGGUGUUCCUUUCUCACGACCAGAUGAUUACUUCGCCGAAAUGGUGAAAUCAGAUGAACACAUGGCUAAAAUCCGACAAAAACUACUGGACGAAACGCAGCGUAUCAAAGCAGGCGAAGCAGCGCGUCGUCAACGCGAAUUGAAAAAGUUUGGUAAAAAAGUUCAAGUGGAAAAAAUUCAAGAACGACAAAAACAAAAAACUCAAGAUUUGGAAAAGAUAAAGGCGAUGAAAAAAAAGCGGAAGGGUAUCGAGGAUACUGCUCUUGAUGAUGACUUUGAUAUAGCACUCGAAAAAGCCGUUACCGAAGACAAGCGACCGAAUAAACGGCAGAAAACAAACACCAUGACAAAUAAAAAACGCGUUAAAAAGGACGCAAGAUAUGGAUUUGGGGGGAAGAAGCGUCAUUUAAAAUCUAAUACUGCGGAUUCCUCGGGAGAUAUCGAAGACUUUAAUCCGAAAAAAAUGAAGGGUGGUUGGGGAGCAUCAACAGCCAAACCAAAAAAGAAAAUUGUCAGACAACGCCCUGGGAAGGCAAGAAGACAGGUGGCAAGAAACAAGAAAAGAUGA
This is a messenger RNA of Ambispora gerdemannii, 1833 nucleotides long. Lineage: Eukaryota; Fungi; Glomeromycota; Glomeromycetes; Archaeosporales; Ambisporaceae. The record is from the annotation of a GenBank genome assembly.